Molecule: messenger RNA, 1690 nt
Organism: Raphanus sativus (radish)
Lineage: Eukaryota; Viridiplantae; Streptophyta; Magnoliopsida; Brassicales; Brassicaceae
Product: putative beta-glucosidase 41
Exons: 12
Coding region: 95-1570 (491 amino acids)
Biological process (GO): carbohydrate metabolic process
Molecular function (GO): beta-glucosidase activity
Source: RefSeq, a predicted model, not a curated record
UCUUUCAUGCGACUGUUCCUGGCUCUGUAUAUGUUCUUCAUCGCCUCUCGUCAGCAGGUUUCCUCGGAAUCUAUCAGCAGAGAGAGUUUCCCAGAUGGGUUUGUGUUCGGGACAGCUUCCUCAGCUUACCAGAAACCAGUUUGAAGGAGCUGUGAAUGAAGGAAACAAAGGAGAUAGCAUAUGGGACACUUUCACCAAGAAACCAGGAAAGAUAUUGGAUUUCAGCAAUGCAGAUACCACGGUUGAUCAAUAUCACAGAUUCCCUAGUGAUAUAGACCUGAUGAAAGAUCUGGGAAUGGAUGCUUACAGAUUCUCUAUAUCUUGGACUAGAAUAUUCCCUAAUGGAACAGGGGAAGUAAACCCAGAUGGACUUAAGUACUACAACAGUCUCAUAGACACGCUUUUAGCCAAAGGAAUCAAACCUUAUGUGACAUUGUAUCACUGGGAUCUCCCACAAGCUUUAGAAGACAGAUAUCAAGGAUGGUUGAGCAGACAAGUCGUGGAUGAUUUCGAGCAUUACGCAUUCACCUGUUUCAAAGCAUUCGGAGACAGAGUGAAGUACUGGAUCACUUUCAACGAGCCACGCGGGCUAACGAUCCAAGGCUAUGACACGGGGAUACAAGCUCCAGGGAGGUGCUCACUUCUGGGGCAUUGGUUCUGUAAGGAGGGGAAGUCAUCGGUGGAGCCUUAUGUUGUAGCUCAUAACAUUCUCUUGUCUCAUGCUGCUGCUUACCACACCUACCAGAGACACUUCAAGAAGAAACAAGGUGGUCGAAUUGGGAUGUCGUUAGAUGCAAAAUGGUUUGAGCCAAUGUCUGAUUGUGAUGAGGACAGAGAUGCAGCUCGUAGAGCAAUGGAUUUUGGGAUCGGAUGGUUUAUGGAUCCUCUAAUAAAUGGAGACUAUCCACCAUCAAUGAAGAGACAAGUGGAAGAGAGACUACCAAAGAUAACAGCAGAGAUGUCUAAAACCAUAAAAGGGGCAUUUGAUUUCUUUGGAAUCAACCACUACACAACGUUAUACGCCAGGAACGACAGAACAAGGAUAAGGAAACUGAUUCUACAAGAUGCUUCUUCUGAUGCAGCCGUUAUCACAAGCUCUUUUCGAGGAGGAGUGCCUAUAGGAGAAAAAGCAGGAUCAAGCUGGCUACACAUAGUCCCAUGGGGAAUCAGGAAACUAGCAGUGUAUCUCAAAGACGUCUACGGAAACCCACCGGUGUUCAUCACAGAAAAUGGAAUGGAUGAGAAGAACAACCCAUUCAUAGACAUGGAGAAAGCAUUACAAGAUGACAAGAGGAUUAGCUUCCACAGAGAUUACCUCUCCAACUUAUCAGCCGCCAUUAAGAGGGAUGGUUGUGAUGUGAGAGGAUACUUCGUGUGGUCAUUGUUAGACAACUGGGAGUGGAACUCUGGUUACACUGUUCGGUUCGGGAUAUACUAUGUGGAUUAUAAGAACAAUCUCACAAGGGUUCCGAAAGCCUCUGCUCGAUGGUUUCGAACGUUGCUUGAUUCUGAACGGGCUGGUCUUAGCUCUUCUUUAUCAGAUUCUCAUAAGCUUCUGCGGGAGAAAUGAGAGAUCUCAAAGACAGGAAUUUAUACGUACCUUUUGUUCAUACGAAAAAAAAAAUUACAGGAUUUGUUAACAAAUGUGAGACGAUGAUUCAAGCAGAAAUAUAACGGAAUCAAAAUUAAU